Messenger RNA from Nicotiana tabacum (common tobacco), 708 nucleotides. The record is from RefSeq and is a predicted model, not a curated record. NCBI's taxonomy places the organism in Eukaryota, Viridiplantae, Streptophyta, Magnoliopsida, Solanales, Solanaceae.
AUGGCAGCGUCGGGUACAAGAAAACACCGUAUUCCCAGAUCCCUUCUCCCAGAAAGGACCCCGCAGCACUAUUACCCCCACCAAGACAUGGCCUAUGCUCCUCAUCCAUACACAGUCAUGAAUGCUCAAUCUUAUGUCCGCCCACAGCAACAAGCCAACCGUAACCAAGCUCUAUUUCCUAGAAACCAGCCUCCUUACCAAAACCACUACAACCCCCGUCCUCUACAAAACACUUUUCCCCCUCGUGAGCCACCUAGAAGGCCAAAUUUCACACCAAUAGGCGAAUCCUACUCCAGUCUGUUUCCAAAGCUUGUCCAAAUGGGUAUGCUCCAGCAGGUUCCUCAAACCAGGCAAAACCCAACAUCACCCGCUUAUAGAGCCGAAAAGAAACCAAAAGCUGCCCCGAAGCAAGACAAGGGGAAGAAAAAGAACAAAACCACCCCUCCAAAAUCAGAGAAGAAAGUUAAAGCGGGGAUUGGGGCAACACCUCCCAAAGAUGUUGUUCUCUAUGUGCCUCGGGGCCACAAAGAAAAACAGAUGACUUUGAGUCCUCCUAGGAGAUUCGAGUUGAACAAGGCAGCCCAAAUGUAUGUGCCCAAAGGAGCCUAUGUGAUGCGGGGGCCAAUUAAUCCACCAAGGCUGAGUGAGCCCGUGGUUAAUGGACGCACGCCGCAGAGGCCCAUGACAAAUCCUACUGUUGUGCCCUAG